CAGAAAGUUAAGCAUAAUCACAAAAACAAAAAACCUGGUUGUACGAACUCAUCCGGCGCUCGGUUCGUUAACAGCUACGGAGUAUCAAGGAGUCAUAUGGACUAAUGGACUCCAUAGAGUUAGGAGGAUGACGUUGUAGAAAGCGGACAAGUGUGGGACGAUGACGUUGUUUACAUUCUCUCCUCUGUCAACUUGUUACUGUUCUCUCUCUGCAACCAUUAAUGGCAGAAACGCGACAUCCAUGGUUGACCCCUUGCUGUAUAACCGCUUCCUUACUCAAAGAAGAAAUAUUUCUUCCUAUACCAGCACCAAGUCCCGAAACUACAUCGAGUCCAAGGCGAAAGGUUUCAAAUCGGAGGAGAAUCCCCGUCCCUCAGUGGCAGAUAUUGACGCAGAUGCAGGAAAACCAGAGCUCAAAAGCCCAAUUUUGAAAGACGAGAAAGCAGAAUUGCUGGGAAAAGUCUGGGAAUGGACACUGCUAGUGUCGCCCUUCUUCUUCUGGGGAACGGCUAUGGUGGCAAUGAAGGAAGUUUUACCCAAAACUGGGCCUUUUUUCGUGUCUGCCUUCCGAUUGAUUCCAGCAGGUUUUCUCUUAGUAAGCUUUGCUGCUUCCCAGGGCCGGAAAUUCCCUUCAGGGCUGAAUGCGUGGCUUUCUAUCACACUCUUUGCACUGAUUGAUGCUGCUUGCUUUCAGGGUUUUCUUGCUGAGGGGUUGGAAAAGACAUCAGCUGGUUUAGGCAGUGUAAUUAUUGAUUCACAGCCUCUGACAGUGGCUAUUCUUGCUGCACUGUUAUUUGGGGAGUCUAUUGGAUUAGUAGGAGCUGCAGGGCUUGUACUUGGAGUAAUAGGUCUUUUGCUUCUUGAGGUGCCUGCACUGAAGCUUGAUGAGACAAAUUUUUCUCAUUUGAGGGAAAGUGGGGAGUGGUGGAUGCUUCUUGCUGCACAAAGCAUGGCAAUUGGCACAGUAAUGUUCCGUUGGGUUUCCAAGUACUCUGAUCCCAUCAUGGCUACUGGAUUGCACAUGGUUAUUGGUGGCCUCCCUUUGGCCGCUAUCUCCGUGAUUAAUCACGAUCCUGCCCUUGAUGGGAGUUUGGGGGAGCUUACUUCAAACGACGUUUUGGCACUGCUGUAUACAUCAGUGUUUGGAAGUGCCUUGAGCUAUGGUGUUUACUUCUACAAUGCAACAUCAGGCAGCCUUACAAAGCUCAGCUCACUUACCUUUUUGACUCCCAUGUUUGCAUCAGUAUUUGGAUUUGUUGUGUGUGUGAUCAGGUUCAUAUAUCUUGGUGAGACCUUCACGCCUCUUCAAUUGGUUGGCGCACUGGUAACACUGGGAGCAAUUUACAUGGUUAACUAUAAAAGCAUGGGUGAAGCAUGAAAUGUUUUUAGAUUACUGCACAGGGAUUCACCUACAAAUGUUUGCACCCUUGGAGAGUACCAGAGCAGAUUGUUUUUCAUUUUUGUUAAAAGAGAAUAUAUACAUGUUUAACAUAACAUGUGAAACAUGUGAUAAACUGUAAUGAAAUGUAAAGUAGUGUAAUCAGAUAUAUUUUGAGUGCAAACUUAUUGUUCCAAACAUUACCUACUUACUGACGCAUUCAGGCAUACAUAUAUAUUUAAAAACAUGAAUGAAACUACCGUGUACAUGAAGGAAACUAACGUGUGUUCAUUGAUUCCAGUUAUACAAAUAAUAACCGGUUCCUAACUAAACCAAAUUUUCUAAAAAUACCAAAGCACAAGACAACAAAUAUAAUCUGAAGUGUGAAACCACACGCAUAGACCCUCGCCAUAUUCCUCUCAACUUGAUGCGGUAGUAGUUGCAGCAACUGCUAUACCAUGGAUGACAUGUGGGGACCACCUCCAACUCUGACAUUCCCCACUCCACUUUGCUCCAUAUCCCUCUUCUUCGCAGCCAGCCUCCUCGUACUACUUUCAUCCAUAAUAGUAGUAUCAUGCCUUUGAACUCCGGCUAGUGGGCUCCUAUGGUUUUCAUCCCCCCUGCUGUAAGACCUUGAAGUUGAGUCUCCUGAAUUUGGUUCCCAAGAGGAAGAAGAUGAAGAGAGCCAAUAAGGCUUCUGUUGACCGCUACUAGCACCUGCAAAGCUGUUACUUCCAGAGGAUUCUUGAUCUUCUCCAUCACCCUCCUCAUCUUCAACAAUAUUUCCCCUUCUCAAAGUCACAUACUUGUGAAUGCUUGGCUCUAUUGAGGAGGAUUCUUGAUCUUUUACACCUAUUAUGUUAUUCGUGUUAACAAACUGAUCAGAUUUGAAGUUUCUUCUUCUGUCCUCAGAGGUGGAGGAGUUCAGGUCAGCCACUGCAUCAAGGAUUGAACAGGCCUUGGUGACACAAGCUGGGAGACUGAAAGCUGAGGGGGCAUUUGGGGUGUUCUUUUGAUGAAAAUUUUGGAUAUCUUCAAGCAAUAAUGCUGUGUAGUUUUGAGUGGAACUUGAGGAAUUUGAUAAUAGAGCUUCAGGGUUGAUGUCUAAAUCUCGAGACAAUCUAGAGGACCUGCUUCUUGUUGUUACUGUUUUAAGGCUUUCUUCUGCUCCUGCUGGAGUAAUUAAAUUGACUUUAGCAUUAUUCCCCCCAACCACUUUGUGCUCCUCCACUAUCACAUGAUGCUCCUCCUCUUUAGUUUUGUUGUUAGAACAAAGCUUAUUGGUAUUACUUCCUUGCAAUCCCACUUUCAUGUUGCUGAUAUUAUCUCCAUUGAUCUUCUGCACCUGCGAAGAAGAAUUGUGUUUGGCAGGCUUAUUAUUAGUUCCUCCUGAUGGUUCAAUGAUCACAUUAGUGUCAAUCUCACCCAGAGGGUUUCUUCUGAAAGGAGAGUGUUCUGCCUUCCUAGAAUUGCUCCUGCUUAGCGAAGGCUGCUGCUGCUGCUGGUUCGUGGCAGGGGAACGAGCCCGAGGAGAAGCCACAGCGGUGGCUCUUGAACCAUCACCGCCACCUCCACCCACAUUCCUCCUCACCUGAAUCCUCUUCACAGCAGAAGCAGCCAAGAUGUUCUCUCCAUCAAUGCUCUUAUCCAUUGCCACAGUGGCAGGCACAGAAACCAUCUUCCCUGGCCUACAAUUGCCAGAAGUAACUGUGUUUGGUGAUUCAGACCUUUUUCCAGGAGAUCUGCUCACCCUCCUCCCACCACCAGCAGCUCCACCACCAUUUCUUUCUCUGCUUCCAGAUCUUUGCUCCUGUGGGUCCCUCUCCCUACUCGGAGUCCUCCUUCGGUUUCGGGAAGACGUGGAAGGGCUAAGGCUAUGCCUCGGCUGGCGCUGCUGGCGUUGUCUCUGCCGGUGGAGUCUCUCCAAUUCCCCGUCAGCCUCCGCAUUCUCCUCCGGACCUUCGUGUUCCUUAUCAAAGUCAAAGCUUCUCUUUGACCCAGAGUAUUUCUUGGUCUUCUGUAGGCUCCCAUUGUUGUUAUCAGAAGAUCCAACAGAUCUGGAAGGGCUCCUACUGAGUUUCCCACACUGAAUCAAUAUGGCAUCAACCUCUUCUUUCGUGCAGCUCGAAGUCCUCACUGGGGCAGAAACGACACUCAGGUGACCCAACCCAUUCUUAAUUGCCGGACCCUUGACCGGUUCAGAAACCUCAUCCGGGUCCUUCUUGGAAUCGCCAUUUCCGUCCACGGACUGCCGCUCUGUCUCGUGGCUCUUCCGGUGCCUAAUGACGAAAAUCUCCUUCUUGACCGCUCUCCCUUCUUCUUCUGGUUUCUUCUUCUGGAGAUCUGGGGGUUUAGUCUCUUGCUUGGAGGGGUUCGAGUUAAUUGCAGACUGGGCUGUGGUGGGAGGAAGAGGAGAAGGAGAGGGAGCAGUAGCGCUCUUCUUGCUCAAGCAAGUUCCCAUCUUUUGCCCCCAAAAAGUGAGAAGUGGGAAAAUUACAGAACUGGGAGAGAAGGGAACGGAUAGAGUUCGAGAAAUCCACUGAUUUUUUGAAAAUAAAGAGAGGGAUUCAAAAUUUGAGUGCAGGCGGGGGACA
Cuscuta epithymum is the source of this 3972-nucleotide messenger RNA. Lineage: Eukaryota; Viridiplantae; Streptophyta; Magnoliopsida; Solanales; Convolvulaceae. The record is from the annotation of a GenBank genome assembly.